UCUUUCCCGAUAUGUAAAAGGACAACUUCUUUAACUACGAUGCCAUAACGAUUUCAAUAAUAUUGAAUAAUUCCGAAAACUGAUUAUUGAUUCAUCCUUGUUUUCGAAUCCUUAACAAUUGAACGUAUAUUUAUUUUGUUAAAAAAAAAACUAUGAGAUUCUUAUCGUUUUUAUAUCAGAUUAAGGUUUAGUCUUUAAAAUUUCAUAGUUUUAAAUUAUAAAAAUCUUAAAAGGUAUUUUUGUAUCAAAAUUAAUCCCAAUUACCACACGUCAGCUUAAAAUGUUUUCUAGGUCAACCCUCUUUAGGUUGAAAGUUGGCACGUGUGACCUUUGUAGUCUAUGAAUCACUUGAACAAUAACUCCACGUUUUGGCUUCGAGCUUCAAUGGCGGCUCUCUCAGCCUUCAAUCUCCCGCGCAAUCUGCAACAGAUCCGCUCAUUCAUCAACGCGAGGGUCAAAUGGGUUCGCGAUCCGUUCCUGGACGAAGCCGUUCAACGAGAGAAGAAUCUCAAGCAACUUAUCUCUCUCAAGGAUCGAAUAAUCUCUUCUCCUUCAAAAUCUCUCCCUCUCUCUUCCCUCUCUCCCCUCAAACCUCUCGUCGGCCUCCCUGAAUCCGCCGCAUCGUUUUUCCGGCGAUACCCUUCCGUUUUUACUACAUUCCAGUCUUCGCCGUCCCUUCCUCUUCACGCCCGACUCACUCCACAGGCCGUCGUAGUUCACAAGGAAGAACAAGCGGUUCACGACUCACUGGGUCAUCGGAGCGACGUCGUUCGGAGGUUGACGAAGCUCUUGAUGCUCACGAGAGCUGGGAAAUUGCCUCUGUACGUUGUAGAUAGAUUCAGGUUCGAUUUGGGUCUCCCCCACGAUUAUCUAACAUCGUUAAUCGGCGAUUACCCAGAUUAUUUUGACGUGGCGGAGAUCGACGAUCACUUGACCGGUGAAAAGACGCUUGCUUUGGGGAUUGUUUCAUGGAGAAACAACCUCGCAGUGUCGGAAAUGGAGAGUAGAGAGGCGUUGAAUGGUAAGUUUGGGUUGAAGAAAGGACUGCGCAUAAGGUUUUCGAUGAAUUUCCCCAAAGGGUAUGAUUUGGAGAAAAGGGUGAGGAAUUGGGUGGAUCAAUGGCAAGAUCUUCCCUACAUUUCGCCUUACGAAGAUGCAUUUCACUUGGGGCCGAGCAGCGAUCAGGCGGAGAAGUGGACGGUGGCAGUGCUAUAUGAGCUUCUAUGGCUACUGGUUUCGAAGAAGACGGAGAGAGACAAUUUGCUUUGCUUGGGGGAUUAUUUAGGGUUCGGAACGAGGUUUAGGAAGGCUUUGAUGCACCAUCCCGGGAUCUUUUACUUGUCGAACAAGAUCCGGACGCAGACCGUUGUGCUAAGAGAGGCUUACAGUAAAGAUUUCUUGAUUGAGAAGCAUCCAUUGAUGGGUAUGCGGCAUAGGUACAUUCACCUCAUGAACCAGUCGGAGAGUUUACGAAAGCGAGACCUUAUUCAUGGAGUUAUUCGGGCGAGAAAAAGGUCUUUGGAUGAAUACAAGGGAAUAGAGCAGCGAGGGAAAUAUCUUCACGUCUUCCAGUUCGCAUCACCUUCUCGAUGAAACCACAAACCUUCCGUGGUGAUUGACCCGAAUUGGUGCUCGACCCAGUUUGGAUCAGAGGAUAGAGAGCGCUACCGAUCUGAUCAUAUUAAGUUUUGCCGAUGAACAAAAGGAUAGUGAACAAUACCAGGCUUCGAAAAAAGCAAAGUCGCUGGAACGAGGACUUUGCUGAUAUGUUACGAUUUGUCCAGAUUCCGUGUCGGGCAUUGCAAGAUUUCUUCCCCGAGUUUGGCUUCAGAUUCAGUUGGCUGAUCAGACCAACCAUUGCAAGUUUCCUCCGCGAAAAGGUGUGGACGAAAAACAUGAAGGAUGUAGUGUACGGAAGCGAUGACUUCAUUCACAUCACGAUGAACCACGGUUUUGCCGGGCUCAACCUCACCUUAUGUAUCUGGACAUUUGAAACACCAUUUCUAUUCAGUUUUCGAAACUUAAGACCCGAACUACUCGAACUCAGAAUCAAACACCUCGAGAUCCCGGGCGUCCAACCCGUUUUCGCCGUGUACUAUGUAAUAUAUUUUGUUAUAGGUUUCAAACGUCAAACGGCUCCUCCGAUGUUGCCUGCUUAUAUGGUAUCAUAUAACAUAAUAUGCGACAGCACUGCUUUCGGGACAACUUGUGUUUCUUUGGAUCUGAAUCAUAAACUUCUAGCCUUUACUACCGCUACAAAUAAGAUCCAAAAGAUUGUGAUUUUCCUGUGUUUUGGCAAAAAUUCAGACUCAAAUCCAUUAUCCAAGCUUACAAAAUCACGUUUAUACAUAACCCUUUUGUAAUGGUUUUAUUAAUUGGAGGCCAAUCGGUCAAAUCUUUCUUACGGUCCUUUGGC
Messenger RNA from Tarenaya hassleriana, 2416 nucleotides. RefSeq names its product protein ROOT PRIMORDIUM DEFECTIVE 1. The coding region runs from base 340 to 1593 and encodes 417 amino acids. The record is from RefSeq and is a predicted model, not a curated record. Gene Ontology annotation, molecular function: RNA binding. Lineage: Eukaryota; Viridiplantae; Streptophyta; Magnoliopsida; Brassicales; Cleomaceae. The transcript has a single exon.